Molecule: messenger RNA, 1209 nt
Organism: Batrachochytrium dendrobatidis JAM81
Lineage: Eukaryota; Fungi; Chytridiomycota; Chytridiomycetes; Rhizophydiales
Exons: 5
Coding region: 1-1209 (402 amino acids)
Biological process (GO): acyl-CoA metabolic process
Cellular component (GO): mitochondrion
Molecular function (GO): fatty acyl-CoA hydrolase activity
Source: RefSeq, a predicted model, not a curated record
AUGGAUGUGUUUCGUGAAAAGAUUAGAACUACUUCCACUGUGUCUGUGGCAAAUCCGACUGGUUCCGAUGUCAAGCCUAUUGCAAAGCGUCCCUUUGACUCCUAUGUCGAAGUAUUUCUUAGAUUCAGCUCAGAUCCUAAAGCUUUGGAAGAAUAUAUUAGUACAUACAAAACCAUUCGAAUUGGCAAGGUUUUAGAAGAUCUUGAUGCUCUUGCUGCUGCAAUUUCAUUCCUCCAUGUUGAUAGCUUUGAACCCGAAUCCCCAACAGUUGUCACUGCAAGUGUGGAUCGUAUCGAUAUUAUCCGCAGAAUUCCAACUACAAUGGAUGUCAAGAUGAGUGGCUUUGUUACUUAUGUUGGAAACUCGUCCCUUGAGGUAUCAAUCACAAUGGAAACAUGUCCAGAUCAAGCCCCACCGCCUGGAACAGAAGGGUUUGGAUACGAUGCUGCUAUGGCUCCUAAACACGCUUCGUCUGAGCGGAUCUUGACUGCUAAAUUCAUCAUGGUAGCACUUGAUCCCAAGACGUUCAAGCCGUGUAAAGUUCCACAACUGCUUUUGGAAACCCAACAGGAUCGGCAUUUGUUCAUGAUGGGAGCAGAGCACAAAUUAUCCAAAAAGAAAGAAGAUGAUAUUGCAUUAAAUAAAGUACCACCAAAAGUUGACGAAAUGCUCUUGAUCCACGACUUGCAUCGCGAGCAUCUCAAAUACUCUGGACCUGAUGCAACAGCUACUCUUCCAGAAAAUAUUGUAUGGAUGAAGGAUGCUGUUCAGGAGUCGCUUACCGUGUGCAUGCCCCAAGAUAGAAACUUGCAUCAGAAAAUUUUCGGUGGAUACUUGAUGAGACUCGCAUUUGAACUUGCAUAUGCCAAUUCUCUAAUAUUUGUCAAGUCUCCCAUUCAAUUCGUUGCACUCGAUAAUAUCAUCUUUCGUCUACCAGUCAAUAUUGGCUCUCUGCUCUCUCUACGAUCACAAGUUGUUUAUUCUUCUGGCGCACCAUCAAAAAACUUUCAAGUGAUGGUCAUUGCAGAUGUGCUUGAUCCACUCUAUCGCAAUGGUCGACUCAACUCCAACACGUUUCAUUUCACGUUUUCUGCGCCAUACUGCGAGAAUGUACCGAGAGUGAUUCCACAAACGUACGAGGAGAGUAUGAAGUAUAUUGAAGGAAGGCGUCACAAGCAGCAAUGGGAAGAUCAUCAACAAAAGUUUUAA